Molecule: messenger RNA, 1308 nt
Organism: Lithohypha guttulata
Lineage: Eukaryota; Fungi; Ascomycota; Eurotiomycetes; Chaetothyriales; Trichomeriaceae
Exons: 3
Coding region: 1-1308 (435 amino acids)
Source: RefSeq, a predicted model, not a curated record
AUGGGCAAAAAACACCAAGAACUAAUGCGAGCCAUGGCUCCUCCCUUCUGUUCACAGCUACAGGACUCAUCGGAGAACGAGCCUUUAUUGUACGCAAGCGAAAUGAGCGGUGUCCCAAGUGAUAGAGGUGUUCAACAGUCUUCGAAUGGUAAUGCCAGCCUGCUAAGAGCUCUUGAAGCAGAGCAAGACGCUCAUGAAGCAACGAAAAUCCAGCUCGACCAUGAGACCAAUGCACGCCAGGCAGCCGAAGCUGAGGUCCGACGAGUAACUGAGCACAAUAAAGGUCUUCUCAAUUCCAUCAAGCUGCUCCAAAGCACAGUGAAGCACAUGGUCCAGUCCGAGAAAGCUUCGCCCAAGAAACAUGUCAAGCCGUCGGCCAUGUCACAGCAUGAAUCCUCAGCAGAGACUGCCCCCAAUAUCAUUGAGUUGGGGGACGACUGCGGAGGACGUCCGUCGCGCCCACCCUCGAUGCACUCUGACGAAGCAAUGCCACAGAUACCCGCCUCUUUCCUCGAAAAAUACGGCAAGAAGCCAGAGGAAGAGCGGCCUGAGGUUGUCACACCACGUAAAGCCACAUUGACAGUGGCUACGGCAAAAGAGCACCUGGCCUCCUCCCGAGUUGUUCAGAUGGCAGAUGCACUACCGAUUGACUGGAAGAUAGAUAGUCGUCACAAUUCUGAGCUCAAAGGAGCUUCGUCAGAGACAAAGACGCAGAACUAUUUCAGAAGACAUCCGGUUCGUUACGUUCCAGAUCUUGCUGACAAAAACCUCUAUCGUACUGUUAUGAUGGACUUCAUUCCAUUUGGUACUUCUUACGCUGACCUACUGGCUCAAAUACGUGGAGGCACAUUGGAAUCUGUCCAGAUGUAUGGUCCAAUUGGUAAUGCCACUGAUUUUGUGACGGCUCGUGUUGUCUUCGUCGCCGAGACAGGAGCAGCAGCUCUUUACAUGCGCGGUCAGCACCCCGGCAUCUACAUCAACGGCACGCAAAUUCGAGUCUGGCAAGUACUUGAGCCAACGUACCCAAAGAACAAGGAAUUGGAAGAGGCAAUCUACGUCCAUGGCCAUACACGAAUACUGGUCAUCAACGCAGUGAUUGAAAACAUCGAGAAGGUCCUCAAGAACAAACUUCGAACUCAAAUUGAAGCUGGUCUCGUGCUUGAUAUUGGCCGGACCCACGACGAUCUUCCGAUUGUUGAAUUUACCAGUAUCGAGGAGGGUACCCGAGCACUAAAUGCGUUGCUAAAUGAUCGGGAUUUUGGAGGCUGCGAUUUUGACUUCGAGGAAGAUUACGUUGCGGCGGCAUGA